AAGCACUCCUGUCAGAGGUAGAGAGGUCGAUCUGUGUAAUUAAUUAACGGGACUUUACAUUGCCGUCGUUGGUUUUGUGAAAUAGUGAUUGUUACUGUAAUUGUUAAGUAAAAAAUGGCAUUAUUUCGACGCCUUACUUCCACAAAAUUAACAGAAACUACGAAGCUUACCCAAGUAUCGAUUAUCCUAAGACAACUCUCCGAUGCAUCUACAGAUCUCAAAGCUGUGCUCGCAGCUAAAGUACCAAAAGAGCAGGAACGGGUAAAGAAUUUCCGCAAAUCCCAUGGCAACGACAAAGUUGGAGAGGUUACCGUUGACAUGAUGUACGGUGGCAUGAGAGGCAUCAAAGCCCUGGUCUGCGAGACCUCCGUCCUGGACGCCGACGAAGGCAUCCGGUUUCGCGGAUUGUCCAUUCCGGAGUGCCAGAAGGUCCUGCCGAAAGCGCCGGGCGGCGCCGAACCGCUGCCGGAGGGUCUCUUUUGGCUGUUGAUGACCGGCGACGUGCCCACCGACGCCCAAGUCAAGGCCCUGUCGAAGGAAUGGGCCGAACGCGCCGAGCUGCCCUCGCACGUCGUGCAAGUUCUCAACAAUUUGCCCACGUCUGUGCAUCCCAUGUCCCAGCUAUCGGCAGCUAUAACCGUACUUAACAGCGAGAGCAAGUUCGCCAAGGCUUACUCUAGCGGCGUGCACAAAUCUAAAUACUGGGAGUACGCCUACGAAGACGCCAUGGACCUCAUCGCCAAAUUGCCCGUCGUAGCGGCCACCAUCUACCGCAAUUCCUUCAAAGACGGCUCCGGCAUCGGCGCGAUCGACACCUCCAAAGAUUGGAGCUACAACUUCACCACCAUGUUGGGCUUCGACGAUCCCCAAUUCAUCGAAUUGAUGAGACUCUACCUCACCAUUCACAGCGACCACGAGGGCGGCAACGUGUCCGCUCACACCGUGCAUUUGGUCGGCUCGGCCCUCAGCGAUCCUUACCUGUCCUUUUCGGCCGGCAUGAACGGAUUGGCCGGUCCUUUGCACGGUCUCGCCAACCAAGAGGUGUUGGUUUGGCUGCAAAAACUUCGCCAACAAGUCGGAGACAAAUACACCGAGGAGCAAAUGAAGGAAUUCAUCUGGAAAACUUUGAAAUCCGGCCAAGUUGUGCCCGGUUACGGACACGCCGUUUUGAGAAAAACCGAUCCCCGUUACACUUGUCAAAGGGAAUUCGCCCUCAAACAUUUACCCGACGACCCAUUGUUCCAGUUGGUAUCCAGCGUGUACAAAGUGGUGCCUCCAAUUCUCCUUGAGCUUGGAAAAGUCAAAAACCCCUGGCCGAAUGUAGAUGCCCACUCUGGUGUUCUUCUUCAGUAUUAUGGACUCAAAGAAAUGAACUACUACACCGUUCUUUUCGGCGUAUCGAGAGCGCUGGGUGUCAUGGCCUCUUUGGUGUGGGAUCGUGCGCUCGGUUUGCCCAUCGAAAGGCCCAAAUCUAUGUCCACUGAUGGUUUAAUGAAGGCUCUCAAGGCUAAGUAAGACAAUUUGACGAAUACUAUCAGUCAUCAAAUACUUUGUAACUGAAUAGGUAGCACAAAGAGUUACUUAGGAGCGGUUCCUCUGCCUAUUUCAGACGAUCGAGGCUUUUUGUGAAAGACCACGUUUUGUUUAAUAAUUAAAUUUUGAUAAUGCUAGUUGAUUUGUACGAUUAGUAGUAAGUCAUUGAGCGUUAUCAGAAUUUGAUAUCCAUAAAAAAAUCGCAAGAUAUACUUAAUUUUUGUCGCUUUAUUUGGUAAAAACAUUUUUGUUGAUGAUUUUAUUUUGUAAUUUAAAAUGCUCUUAAGUAGCCUUUUACAAUUUAUUUGUUGAUCAUUUUAGUAUUUUUAAUUUAUUUUUGAUUGUACAAAAAAUACCAAGAUGUACAUUUUAUUCAUGAAAUUAUUUAUUAUUCUUUCUUUUUACCUUCCACACCCAUCCACAACUUCACAUGAGCAUUGCAGUUAAGUGUUUUGUUUAGAAUAUCCUUCUAGGGUACAUAAAGUGUAAAAUUUACUUUUGCUUUGUAAAUAAUGAAUAUGAGUAUACAAAAAUGUAAUAUAAUGGGAUUGAUAUUACUCAAGUACUAUUUACAUUUUUGUAUUUGCUAGCAUUGUAGCAAACUUGAAUUGAAAGGUGUUCUAAUUAGUUACGAUUGGUACAAUAAUUAUUACGUUUGCUCAAUUACAUUGUUUGAAAAAAUAUAGUACAAUUAGAAUAGCCUUUCUUGUUCAUUUGUAAUAAUUUAGGAGUUCUGAAACCUACAUCGGUUCUAGGUAAUCUUGUUUUUAGCAGAGGUGGUUAAAUUCCCUUUUAGUAUACACAUUUAUAUAAAUUCUUUUGAUUUUUUAGAUUGGAUGAUACGAAACAGCAGUUUGCUGAAAUAAGUACUUAGCUGUAAUACGUUUGCUCUGUUUUUUUUUAUCAGGAAGUGUUUUGAUGAAAUUGUAAUACACAAGUUUAAGAAAUAAAAACGGUUGUUCUAAAUA
Phyllotreta striolata is the source of this 2501-nucleotide messenger RNA. The record is from the annotation of a GenBank genome assembly. Lineage: Eukaryota; Metazoa; Arthropoda; Insecta; Coleoptera; Chrysomelidae.